Amaranthus tricolor (Joseph's coat) is the source of this 979-nucleotide messenger RNA. RefSeq names its product E3 ubiquitin-protein ligase ATL6-like. NCBI's taxonomy places the organism in Eukaryota, Viridiplantae, Streptophyta, Magnoliopsida, Caryophyllales, Amaranthaceae. The record is from RefSeq and is a predicted model, not a curated record.
AUGAGCCGCCAUUGUUGCACAUCCACAACAACAAACCAGUAUGGUAUACUGCUAUUAUUUCUCUGCAUAAUCUCAACUUCUUUAUUGCAAAUUGUGGAUGCGCAACGACAAUCGAGUGAUGAUGAUGAUUAUGAGUUAAAUGGAAAUAAAGUAAGUCCAUCAAUGGCUUUAAUUGUUAUUGUUUUAGUUCUAGGUUUUUUCAUUACUGGAUGCAUUGCUAUUUACAUCCAACAAUGUUCCGAUAAUUCUUCAAUUGGUGAUCCAGCUGCUUUUGCUAGAAAUGAAAAUUUGUUAAGAGCUCAAAUCCGUGGACUCGAUCAAUCCGUAAUCGAAACAUUUCCGACAUUUUUAUACGCCGAUGUGAAGGAUUUGAAAUUCGGUAAAGAGUCACUGGAGUGCGCUAUUUGCCUUAAUGAGUUUCAGGAAGAUGAAACACUGGUACCGAGGUCACACUCGACGGGUCAUUCACUGAGUCAACACGGUGAGAAUCGUGACCGAUUCACAUUGAGGUUACCGGAUGAAGUUCGAAAACAGCUUAUAGUGGCUCAACCGAAGCUGAAACGGACAAUUAGCUUAGUGGCCUUACCUCGAGUUUCAAGCUCAAAACGCGGCUAUCGAAGAAGAAGGGGAAUAAUUUUGACCGAAGCAGCAGAGGGAGAAAAUGGCUGGGAAUGUCUGAAAUGAAGAAGGAAGGUUUGCUUAUUAAAGGGUCACGUGCGUCACAGGUGAUAGUCAAAGGUUAGUUUUGACGGUCAAACUCUCGAAUCCGUUAGAAGGUAAUCUUUUGCAAACAAAAGUAUUACAUAAGGUAGUUUUUUGCAAAAAAAAUUAAAUAAGGUAGUUUUUUGCAAAUUCAAGUAUAGAAUAGGUAGUUUUAUAGAAUUUUCUCUAAUAAAAAUUUUGUAUUGUGUAUUUAGGUUUUUUCAAAUACUCACAUUCAUGGACAUCCUUGUAAAACCCUAUUCCUGAAUUUUAGUUU